Messenger RNA from Fomitiporia mediterranea MF3/22, 515 nucleotides. RefSeq names its product sterol-binding-like protein. Bases 14 to 406 code for a protein of 130 amino acids. Gene Ontology annotation, cellular component: cytosol. NCBI's taxonomy places the organism in Eukaryota, Fungi, Basidiomycota, Agaricomycetes, Hymenochaetales, Hymenochaetaceae. The record is from RefSeq and is a predicted model, not a curated record. The transcript has 5 exons.
ACACGCUGCCACAAUGUCAGACAUCAAAAUUGAAGGUUUCAAGUCAUCUGACGUUCUGACCGAGCUCAGUAGUGCAUUCGAACGUUACAGUGAUGCGGAAAAGAAUGCUCAAAUAAAAAAGGCAAAUGGCAUCUUCGAGCUGCGUAUCAAGAACGAAGAGGGCAAGGAGGGAGUGUGGACAAUUGACUUGAAGAAGACGGGGACGGUCUACAAGGGCCCAGCAAAACCGAAGGCAGACGUCACCAUCAUCUUAUCGGACGACACUUUCUUACAGCUCGCAGAGGGAAAGCUGGACGGACAACGCGCGUUCAUGUCCGGCAAGCUGAAGACGAAGGGUAAUAUGAUGCUCGCCACAAAGCUGAAUGACGUACUGAAGGCGGCCAAGCCACCGAAAGCGAAGCUCUGAGCGGACGUUUAUUAUUCUUAGUGCUGCUUUCUCGUACAGUGUUUUCUGUAUAAACUUUGGAACCUGUAUGUAAUCUUUAUGCAUAUCUGUCGUAUUUAGAUAGAUUCCA